UCAUUAACUGUAAAAUCACAACAAAAAAGCAGCAACACAUAUUAGAAUACCAUGGUUUAUCAAAGACUAGGUAAUUACAUGGCAGAAAAAAAAUGAUUCGUUCAAGAUAAUCCUCGCACGUCAUUCUUUUUUUGGUGUGAAUAUUAUGAAGGGAUAUUGUAAUCCACAAGCCAAACGAAGCAAAGUUGAUGAUAAAGAUGGACACAGAAACCGACGCAACUUCAUCACACAUGAUCCCCGAUACCGAAACAUCGUCGUACCUCCCACCGUCAAUGCUGUAUAAACGGGUGAACUGGGACGUAUUCCUAAGCUUCAGAGGGGAGGACACACGCCAUAUAUUCACAACACCAUUACGUGACACCCUAAAAACAAAGGGUCUUAGACCCUUCAUGGACGACGAAGGCAUGGAAAGAGGUGAUACUAUACAGCCAAGUUUAGACGAAGCUAUCGUCGACUCGGCUUUAGCCGUGGCGAUCAUAUCUCCUAGGUAUGCUGAUUCACGGUGGUGCCUCGAUGAACUUGCAAGGAUCUUCGAGUGCCGUAAACGGGUUAUACCUGUUUUCUACAAGGUUCACCCGUCUGAUGUGAGGAAGCAGCGAGGGGUGUUUGGUAUGGGGUUUCAGGAGAUGUUGGGGGACUCUAACAGGUUUAGUGAAGCUCAAGUUAAGAAAUGGAGAUGGGCAAUGGAAAAUAUCGGUAAUAUUUCUGGUUAUAUUUAUGAUCAAGCAGACUCGACUGACGAGAGUUUUACCAGUGAUGAAGCUAAAGAAGUUAUACGACGCAUAGUCACACAAGUCUGGAAUGAGUUAAAGAACACUCCAGAAUAUGUAGUGAAGCUUGCAGUUGGUCUGGAUUCUCGUGUAGAUAAAGUGGUGGGAAAAUUGAAUCUUCAGGCUCAAGGUGCUCGUUUUCUGGGUAUCCAUGGAACUCCAGGAAUAGGCAAGACAACCUUAGCCAAAGCUGUGUACAAUAAGCUGGCUGUUAAGUUUAAAAACCGCUGUUUCAUUUCUAAUGUCAGAGAGAAAAUAGCUACUGAAGAAGGCUUUUUAACUGUUCAGGAAGAACUUCUAAAAGAUCUUUCCUUAGGGAAAGUACAAUUGGUGGUGAAACAAGUGGAUGAAGGCAAAAAAGCCAUCAAGAGAUUUGUUGAAGAGACUCGAGUUUUAGUGGUGAUAGACGAUGUCUUUGAGGCAGGACAGCUUGAAAAUCUCGGCAUUGUCAGAGAAUGGUUCAAAGAAGGGAGCAUGAUAAUUGUUACAAGUAGGAAUGUAGACGCGUUACUUCAUUCUGCGUGUAACGAUGAGCUGUAUGAAGCCCAGAAACUGGAUGAAUCCGAAGCAUUAGAAUUGUUUAGCAUACAUGCUUUAGGAAGAAGAGAACCUACAAAUGAGUUUAGGGAUGUUUCAAAAAAAAUUGUGUCUCUAACAGGUGGACUUCCUCUGGCAUUGGAAGUGUUUGGUUCAUCUUUAGUUAAGAAGACAAUAAAGGUCUGGGAGGACGCGAUCUCUAAAUUUGGAGUCACUCGACCACCUAGUAUUCAAGACGUACUAAAAUUUAGCUAUGAUAGUCUAGAUCACCAAGAGAAAAUUGUAUUCCUUGACAUCUCAUGUUUGUUGCUUCAAAUGAACAUGGAUAGAGAGGAUGUAGUGGAUAUACUAGCGGGUUGUGACUUAGGAGCCGACUUAGCUAUUGAUAAUCUUGUCACAAAAUCACUCAUGAAGAUAAUAGAAGGUAAAUUGUGGAUGCAUGAUCAAAUUCGGGACAUGGGAAGGCAGAUUGUCACAGAGAAAGUUGAUGAUCCUGAGAAGCUGAGGAGGUUGUGGGACGCUAAGGAUAUAAUGCGUGUCUUUCGUAAUAAAAAGGCAAGAGAAGAUGUAAGAGGGAUGAUUCUGGACAUCAAAAAGCCUCAAGAUUUUACUGACGAAAUGAUUUAUUGGUACCACUUCAGAAGGCAUCCUAGUAUGACUACUUUCAUCAGGUACUUGGCAAAAAUGUUCAAGGGACUACUUACUUCAUGGCACAAAACUGAGAAGGAUGAUAAUUCCAUUCUUCAUGCAAGAUAUUUUGAGAAUAUGGUGCAGCUAAAACUACUUCAAAUGAAUUAUGCAAAACUGCAAGGAGAUUUCAGAUGUAUGCCUUCAGAGCUAAGGUGGUUGCAAUGGAAAGGAUGUCCUCAAAAGAUUCGUCCAUUUAAUAUACCAGAAGAACUUCGUGUGCUUGAUCUCUCAAGAAGUAAUAUUGAUCGUUUGUGGAGCUCAGAUUAUUCCUGUUGGGGUUUCAACAAGGUGGUUGGGAACUUGGUGGUGGUAGACCUCUCUUACUGCCCUAGACUAACUGCUCUUCCUGACAUGUCUGGCCAUAAACACUUGAAAAAGCUUACACUCGAGUAUUGUGUAGGACUGACUAAGAUUCAUCCAUCAAUUGGAAAUAUGAGCUCUCUUGUUCGCUUAAACCUACAAGGUUGCUCAAACUUGCUUGAUUUUCCAAGAGAUGUAUCAGGUAUGAAAAGUCUAAAGGAGUUGAUUUUAUCCGAUUGCUCAAAAUUCAGAGAACUACCUCAAGAUGUUCGAAGCAUGACUUCCUUGAACCAAUUGUUUCUCGAUAGAACAGCAAUAACUAAGCUGCCUGAAUAUCUAUUUAGCCUUACACAGCUUGAAAUGCUCAGUCUAAAUGGUUGUCCUCUGUUAACAAGCCUACCUGAAUGCAUAGGGUCUCUACUUUCUUUGAAAGAGCUUAUUUUAUCUGCUACUGCACUAGAUAAUAUACCAUCUUCUGUUGGAUCUUUGACACACCUCGAAAAACUAAAUUUAAUGCACUGUCACAAACUUAUUGCCCUUCCCGAUUCUAUUGGAAACCUCAAAUCCUUGACGGAGCUUUACCUUAAUACCAGUUCAAUCAAGCAAUUUCCAGCAUCUAUCUGCUCACUGAAGUCUCUUAGAGUCUUAUUACUUGGGGGAUGUCGUUCUCUUCUUAAUAUGCCCGUCUCAGUAGGAGGGUUAGCUUCCAUUAUUGAGCUUGAGUUAAAUAACACGGACAUAAAAAUACUACCAGACGAGAUAUGUUCCUUGAAGCUCUUGGAGAAACUUCGAAUGUCUAAUUGCACUUUACUUGAAAAACUACCAGAUUUAGUGGGUAAGAUUUCAAAUCUUAUCAUUCUAUCUGUUGAAGGUGCUGCCAUAACACAACUGCCAAAGUCGAUAGUGGAGUUGGAAAAUCUUACAUGGUUAAACUUGAACAAGUGCCGAAAGCUAAGCAGCCUGCCAAAUGACAUAGGAAGAUUGAAGUCUUUGCGUAUACUUAUGAUGGAGGACACUGCUGUCACGUGCUUACCUGAAAGCUUUGGUUCACUUGAUGAGUUGAGGACAUUGAAACUGAAGAAGUCUAGCAAUGACCUCCCCAAGCUUAGCGCGCUUCCUAAUUCAUUUUGUAAGCUAUCUAAUUUGGAAGAAUUUAGUGCUCGGGCAUGUGGAGUUUCUGGUCAAAUACGUGAUGAUUUUGUUGAGUUGUCUAAGAUGGAGACUUUGGAUCUUGGAUACAAUAGUUUCCACAAACUCCCUUCCACUUUAGAGGGUCUAUCUGUUCUAACACAGCUAAAGUUGCGUCAUUGCGAAAAGCUGAGGUUUCUGCCUCAACUUCCUUCAACUUUAGUGGAGCUAGAUGCUGCAGAUUGUUAUUCACUUGAAAGUAUAUACAACCUUUCAAAGCUUGAAAGGUUGGAAGAGUUAGAACUUGCAAACUGCAACCAGAUCAAGGAUGUGCCGGGUCUUGAAUGCUUAAAGUCUUUGAGAAGGUUGUUUAUGGGUGGCUGUAAUGCAAGACCAUCAAAAGUCAGGAGAAGACUAAGCAAGGUUGCUUUGAGGAAUUUGAACAAUUUGAGUAUUCCUGGGAGUGAAAUUCCUGGGUGGUUUUCUCAAAAAGCAGUGAAUUUCACAGCUCAUCCAAACCUCGCUAUCAAAAGUGUACUUGUUUCCGUUGUUGUCUCAGUUGACAUCCAGGUACUAGAUGACAUGCGAGCUCAACUACCUAGCAUCGUUGAUAUUCAGGCUAGCAUUGUCAGACUGGAUGAAAGCAUCUUCUACACUACAUUGAUUUUAAUGGGAAUUCCGUGCACACGAGAAGAACAAUUUUACUUGUGUAGAUUCAAAGAAUAUCAUCCUUUAUCAUCUUUAUUAAGAGAUGGUGAUAUAAUACAGGUGGGGUUGAGAUAUGGGACUAUCCCUGGCAUUGAGCUGUUGAAGUGGGGAAUUCAUCUUGUCUUUGAAAAUGAUGAUGAUUAUAAUGGUGAUGAGGACUCGUUGCAAUUGACCGAGAGUCAGCAAUCUGUAUCCCAAAGAUUGGUUAGGUUUUUCCAGUCACAGGAUUAAAACUGAAAUAGUAUCUUAUAGUUCUGGAUUGUGGAAGAUUGAAUCACAGUCCAUCUUUAAUCUUCUUAUGUUAUUGUAUUUGAAAUGACUAGCUACAUUGCUUGAUUUCUUUAUAUGCCAUUGAUCUGUUUAUGA
This is a messenger RNA of Beta vulgaris subsp. vulgaris (sugar beet), 4499 nucleotides long. Its product is annotated as disease resistance protein RUN1. Gene Ontology annotation, molecular function: ATP hydrolysis activity; protein binding; ADP binding. NCBI's taxonomy places the organism in Eukaryota, Viridiplantae, Streptophyta, Magnoliopsida, Caryophyllales, Amaranthaceae. The transcript is spliced from 6 exons. The coding region runs from base 189 to 4364 and encodes 1391 amino acids. The record is from RefSeq and is a predicted model, not a curated record. Gene Ontology annotation, biological process: defense response; signal transduction.